GCUUGUCAGGCGGGGUGAGACUUGAACAGAAAGUUGAUGUACACAGAGGGAUUCCAUUAGUAAACAAAUAGGAUCACCCAGUUUAUGAGCAGUUAUCAUCCAGUUAGAUAGAAAAAAGGAAUUCUAGUCUGAAGACAGAAAACGAUUACUAUAGCAGUAAAAGGGAACUGAAGGAGACAAGGCCUGGCCUCAAAGGAUCUCUAUGACAACAAGUAUAAACACAGAGGAGAGCAGGCUGUCAUUCAGAAAUAGCAGAAGUGAAGAACUAAUGUGUAUUUAUAUAGUUGUAUACAUAGUAUGCAAAGUCAGCCUGUAUUAAUGGAUGUUCAGAUUCAGCAAAAGGCAGAAGACCAAAGCAGUCAGAGACAAGUACCGGAAAACAACCAGCAACCCGAAGCCAUGAACUCUGUAGCGACCAUCACCGACAUUAAAGGACUAGUUCAUUCACACAUUCCUGAGUUCACCAGGAGACACCCAAUGAUUCCUAAACGUUAUGUGAUGCCCUGGAAACAAGACAUGGUCAACAGGAAGCUCAUUCUAAGGCAUGCAGGUCAAUCUGGGGUGCACACAGGUCCCCAGGAAGAGAGCCUGUUUCUGGAGAACAAAGAAAGGUUGUGUCAUGGAGAAGAUCGUCACUUCAUCAUGGAGAAGAUGAAAAUGCCAUCACAGAUGCAGCACACAGAUUUACCACUGCACUCCUCCCUGUCUAGAUACCAAAGCUACAUGAUCAACCAGAGAAGCAGAUUGCUGGGACCGCAGUAUUAGUGACAAUAGGACCCUAUCUCUUACCGCAGAGUGACUCAGAGAGCUCUACUUCCUGUAGACACAAUAAAAAAACAUUAUGCAAUC
Rana temporaria (common frog) is the source of this 849-nucleotide messenger RNA. RefSeq names its product testis expressed 43 (gene SPMIP10). The transcript has 3 exons. Bases 298 to 765 code for a protein of 155 amino acids. NCBI's taxonomy places the organism in Eukaryota, Metazoa, Chordata, Amphibia, Anura, Ranidae. The record is from RefSeq and is a predicted model, not a curated record.